GACAAUGCGGCUGAUUUUUCGAUUUUGAGUAAAAUAAACUGAUAAUAUUCACUCAGAAUGUCAAUAUAUCAUGAUGAAAUUGAAAUAGAGGAUAUGGAAUAUGAUGAAGACACUGAAACGUACUACUAUCCAUGUCCAUGUGGUGAUCGCUUUGAAAUAACGCGGGAAGAUCUAGAAAGUGGUGAAGACGUCGCAACCUGCCCAAGUUGUUCUUUGAUAGUGAAAGUUAUCUAUGACCCAGAGGAUUUCAUGACAGGGGAAGUAGUUUUUGCGCCAACUAAACCAGAACUAGAGAAAGUUUAAACUACAUGUAACAAAAUAGACUUGGUUAUUCCAAUUGAUCUCAGCAGAUUGUACAAAGGAACAAACAACAUUGACAUU
Messenger RNA from Lineus longissimus, 381 nucleotides. RefSeq names its product diphthamide biosynthesis protein 3-like. Bases 58 to 303 code for a protein of 81 amino acids. The record is from RefSeq and is a predicted model, not a curated record. NCBI's taxonomy places the organism in Eukaryota, Metazoa, Nemertea, Pilidiophora, Heteronemertea, Lineidae. The transcript is spliced from 3 exons.